AGCGGUAUAGCCAAUAGUUUGUCUGCUGUUUCACUCUUCUUCGCCGCCGCAGGCGACACUCUUCAAUCUUCACGCUUUCUACGACCGAUCUCUCUCCUGAAUCUGAACUUUCUUUUUGGUGACCCUGAAAAUCUGUACUUUUGUUUCUUGAUUUCCCUUCAUUUUCCUGUUCUGUUUUCUGAACAUGGAGGACAAAAGAAUGGCAGCCGUCUACGACGCGGUGUGGGAUCGAGUGAUACCUUACAUUCACGACUCGAGAGACCGCGGGUCGGUGUCCCUUGUGUGCAAGAGGUGGUACGAGAUCGACGCCAUAACGCGCAAGCACGUAACCAUGGCUUUCUGCUACACCGCCACGCCGAGUCGUCUAUCCGGCCGUUUCCCCCACUUGGAGUCGCUCAAGCUCAAAGGAAAGCCACGCGCCGCCAUGUUCAACCUUAUACCGGAAGACUGGGGCGGUCACGCCGCUCCAUGGGUAGAAGAAAUAGCCAAGUCCUUUAAACAAUUGAAGGCUCUCCACUUGCGCAGAAUGAUUGUCACUGAUUCCGAUCUAGAUAGUCUGGCUCGCUCGCGCGGUUUGCUUCUUCAAUCUCUCAAGCUCGACAAGUGCUCUGGGUUCUCCACAGAUGGUCUCCUGAAGAUUUGCCAAUCCUGCAGGAACUUAAGCACAUUUGUUCUAGAAGAAAGCACAAUAGCUGAGAAAGAUGGGGAAUGGCUUCAUGAGCUUGCGGUGAACAACAAAGUUCUUGAAAAUCUCAACUUUUACAUGACAGAGCUUUUGAGUGUCAAACCCGAAGACAUUGAAUUGAUAGCCAGAAAUUGUCCACACCUUGUGUCAAUGAAAAUAUGUGAAUCUGACAUGUCUUCCCUUUUUGGCUUCUUUCGGGCAGCAACUGCAUUAGAAGAAUUUGCAGGCGGUUCUUUCAGCGUACCUGACCCCAUUGGUGAAAACAUGCAGUAUGCUGAUAUCGUGUUUCCUCCCAGGCUGUGUUCUCUCGGACUGACAUAUUUGGGAAUAAAUGAAAUGCCAAUUCUCUUCCCUAUCUGUUCCCGUCUUAGAAAGUUGGAUCUUCUAUAUGCACUACUUGACACUCAAGGUCACUGCACCUUACUGGAAAAGUGUGUGAAUUUGGAAAUUUUAGAGGCAAGAAAUGUAAUAGGAGACCGAGGAUUAGAAGUUCUUUCCCGCUUUUGCAAGAAGUUGAAGAGGCUGAGGAUUGAGAGAGGAGCUGACGAACAAGGAAUGGAGGAUGAAGAGGGGUCUGUCACACAGAGAGGACUCAUUGCCUUAUCGCAAGGAUGUCAUGAACUCCAAUAUUUCGCGGUUUAUGUAUCUGACAUCACAAACCAAGCCCUUGAUUACAUUGGCAACCACAUGAAACAACUCUCUGAUUUCCGUUUGGUUCUUCUUGAUCGCGAAGAAAGGAUAACGGACCUCCCUCUAGAUAAUGGGGUGCGCUCUUUGUUAAGGGGUUGCCGUUUGCUUAUAAGGUUCGCCUUGUAUCUCCGGUCAGGUGGGCUAACUGAUGAAGGAUUGAAAUAUGUGGGCCAGUAUAGCCCGAAUGUGAGGUGGAUGCUUCUUGGGUAUGUUGGGGAAUCAGAUGAUGGACUUCUACAGUUCUCAAAUGGGUGCCCGAGCCUGCAGAAGCUUGAAGUGAGGGGCUGUUUCUUUAGCGAACAGGCACUUGCUAUGGCUUCAUUGAGGAUGAGAUCUCUGCGGUAUUUGUGGGUGCAAGGGUUCAGGCAGUCUUCAAUCGGGCAGGAUCUGUUGCUCAUGGCCCGCCCUUUUUGGAACAUUGAGGUCAUUCCUCCAAGACGGGUCAUCUCAGUGGGUGAGGAUGGUGAGACCGUGUCCGCUGACCAUCCUGCCCAUAUACUCGCGUAUUACUCACUUGCUGGACGGAGGACGGAUUCUCCAGAAACGGUCAUCUGUUUGGAGACAAACAACAUGGAGCUUGCUGGUUAGGGAUUUGUACUUUCCUUUUUACACCUUUUGUUGUUUCCAAAUUUCUUCCGCUGUAAUAAACUCCUCUGUUUUCUAUGGAUUUAGUUUUUUUUUGUUAUAUGCCGCAAACAAAUACUCUACCAUAUCAUUGAGUGAAACCUUUCUUGUACAAUAUGGAGUAAUUCUUUUUAGUUGGCAUUUUUCUUCUUUUUUGUGUUGCUGCUUUUAGGUGUAUUUUGGUAAGAUGUAAU
Cuscuta epithymum is the source of this 2193-nucleotide messenger RNA. Lineage: Eukaryota; Viridiplantae; Streptophyta; Magnoliopsida; Solanales; Convolvulaceae. The record is from the annotation of a GenBank genome assembly.